Molecule: messenger RNA, 2004 nt
Organism: Chara braunii
Lineage: Eukaryota; Viridiplantae; Streptophyta; Charophyceae; Charales; Characeae
Source: the annotation of a GenBank genome assembly
CCGCGCAAUAUCAUUAGAUCGGCCACACCACAGGAACUAGGGACAUAUUGACUCCCGGCGCCCCCUACAGCCGUCGAGUUAUGGUGUACACUCCGGACGCAAAUGGAUAUCAGGAAGACCCUUUUGGGGCAGGGAGCUAAAGGCGAGCAAGUAGUGGGGGUGGAGCGACGGAUCACGACAACAACAAUACUCCUCGGAAUGAGAGGAGAGAUCACAUGGCUGAAGAAAUACCUGGACAAGGCAGACGUGGACGAAGCGACUUUAGAUCUGCGGACUGGAGGCACGUAUGUCAUCGCUAGCCCGUGGGCAAAGCGAGUAUACGUGGGAUGUACGGGGAGACCAAUAUUGCAAAGAUGGAGGGAGCACGUGCACGCGGCAGCAUCGGACUCUCGGGGAAAAGCUCCCCAACUGUACCGAUGGAUGAGAACAUUUGGUACUGAUAAGUUUGUAAUCAUACCGGUGAGGCACACAACCAAGAUUGACGAUUUUGAGUUCGAGCGUUACCUGAUCCGAGAUUUGUCACCCAGCUUGAACGCCAAGGGAACGAAGGGAAGAGGGGCGAAGUCAAGAAGGCGAAAGGGCAGGAGGGAGAGGAAGAAGAAGAAAGGUGGGACGGUAGGAAAGGCUGUGGUAGCUUUCACUACCGCAGAGGGAAAACGUACAUCACUACUGAACUGGUUGCAUGAAAGAAGCGAGAAACCGAGAGGGAAAGCGGAGGUAACCUUCACCACGGGUGAGCAAUGGGCGGACGGGUGGAAGCAAAUCAGCAAGUUCUACGAGAUGUCGGAGGUCGAGGCCAAUGGGAGGAAGCUUUUGCUGAAACAAGCGAGACAGAUCUGCCAGAACGGGGGUAAGGUGGUAUUUGUGCGGCUAUGCAAAACGACUACCACUACCGAACGGUACAAGCGAGAGUUGGGUAGAUUGUUGAGACAGCCGAAGCUUGUAGUUGGUCUAGCUCGACAACCGACGAGUAAAUUGGUAGGAUUAUACAGGACUGUCGGUCUCUUCGGGAGGAAGGAGACAAGAGAGAAGUUGAAGAUAAAAAUUGAUCGGGUUUUGAGGAAGAAAACGGGAGUUAGUGUGAGAAGGAGGGUCACCGUCAAGUAUCCGUAUAGUUCCGCUAUCCUGAAGUCGGAGGUAAGGCGGUUGGUGGAAUCAGAGAUCGACGGAAAGCUAGACGACAAUGCUCUGGCAGCCUUCGUGAAAAAGAAGGUGAGGGUGGUGAGUACGAAAAACAAGACGGUGGGGGAAGUUAUCCACAACCACCGCCGGUAUGCUCAUACUAGACCGGUGAGUUGUCCCUGUGAGCACUACCACCUAGACAAGCAAGACGGGCACGUACUCGUGAGAGUGUCGGAGAUGAAGGACGUGCCGAUGUUCGUGAGGAACGCGAAGAACGUGACGAGACCAGAUGAGCAGAACAGUAGGAGGGACAUCAUUCAAGGCAUCAGCAUGACAACUGCCCACCUGAAGGGAAAGAAGUGGGAGGUUGCGAACGUUGACUCCUGCGUCAAGGCCGGGAUCGGGGCCGUAUACAUGUGGGGGGAGGCAAAGGAGUUAUGGGAACGGAUAUCGGAUGCCCCGUUUCCAGAAGACAGGGAACCGCUGCUGAUAGGCUCCAGCCUCCCAAAAACGUGGCAGAAGCAGCAAACGCUAGCCUUUCAGCUGAUUCACCCAUACGAGCUGUGGACCAUAUGGAAGAGAAGAUGUCAGCAGACGAUAGCGAAAUGACCAAUGCAUAGAAGAGAAGCACGGGAAACCUUCUACAACCUUCUCGAGACAGACAUCACAGCACAAUGGCACCGAGUCCGCAAGCAAGCCCAACGCAACCCGAAACAUGCUCGGGAGCUGGUUCAGAAGUUUCAGCAAACGGUGCUAAUGGGAGGAAGGAAGGAUAGCAACAGUGAAGGGGCCAAAUUGGUAUUUCAAUGGUCCACACAAGACCAGCAACAGGGAGAGCGUAGGGAAGAGUGAAGAAGGGGAAAACAAAUGCAAGGGAUUAGU